GCGGGUCGGCUGGGCCGCGGCAGCACGUGUCCAGGGGACUGGGCUCCCCUUCCCUGGCCGGCUCAGAGGGACCAGGAGGGUGGCUGGGCACAAGAGGAGGAGCCCCGCUGGGCGCACAAGUUUCCCUGCCGCUGCGCGUGGCCGUGCUGAGGGGCGCACCUGUCAGCGGGAGAGACGCUGCACACCAGCAGCCCCUCAAAGUUUCGGAGGCUGGAUGCAGAAGCGUGCGUCCUUGGCUGGGGGUUCUCCUUGCGUCGUCCCAGGAGCUGGACUUGAGAGCGCCCCCAACCUUGUGCCCUUGAAAGCCGAGUGCGUGUUAGUUUGCCUGGGCUGGGCUCCCGUGGAGGAGCUAAGGGCAUGAGGAGGAGGCGGUCCAGGCUGUAGGAUCACCCCGGGCCUUUGCCGGCUUGGGGUGACACAGCCCCCCGCCCUCGGUCUAGACAGGAGGACCUUAACCACAGCCUGCACCAGCGCCUGACUGCACGUGGGGUAUCCGGCUGCGGGACAUUUUGGGGGCCUCUAUUUGGGGGUGGGGGGAGUAACCGGGGUAAUGCCUCUGAUUCCUGCGGGGGAGGGGUCCCACCUAGGGAAGGAGAGGGCCGGCGACAUCGGAGAUGCGCCUUUGUCUACAGGCACACUUUGCCAAGGUAGCUGGUGUUCUGGAAGAAGAGUAGGGCCUGGUCCGACUGGGAUUCCUUGGGUUUUCGGUUCCUUCCUGGUUGGGUCUUGGGAAACGGGCACGUGGGUGUGGCCGGUGCCGCCUUUGCCAAGAGGCCAGGCUCGAGUGGGGACGAGAAGCGUGGCGAGUUCGUUCGCGGCUGCUUUGACCUGGUGGGCGCCGCCUUCGGCACUGCACCGAGGCGGGGCGCCAGCGCCCAGGUUGCCAGGCUGGCCUUGGCGCCCUCUUCCCCUGCCCAGAGCGCAGGCAGGCAGGGGGCCGCCGCACCCCUUCAGCAUGUAAGCUCUGGAGGGGAAUAGGGGUGCUCCUGGGCUGCGGAUGCAGGCCUGGGGACUCCUGGGCCACAGACGCGAGCAGAAGGGUGGGAACAGGGAGGGCUGAGAGUCCUGCAAGGGAAGCACCCGGCGGGCCCUCAGGACGGUGGGGCAAGCGCCCAGAUGCCGCGCUUCCCGGAGAGGCAAGGCUGCCAACAGCUCUUUCCUGGCCAAAGAUGCUGGAAGGCUGCUGGUGCCCGAGUCUCAGGUAGACUUAGGCAGUGACUAUGUGUUCCUCGUCCUUCCUAUGUGAGAGGCGUCCCGACAGGAAAGUGUGUUUUGGGGGCUCCAGACCUAGAGUUGGAGCAAGCUUGGAAGUGAGGCAUCAUGUCUGUAGAACUGAGUGAACAUGGGGUUCUCUAGAUCAGGCAGGUGGCAGAGAGGGGAUGGGGUGGGUCAGAAUGGGAGGGUGGGCAGCUAUCCUUGUCACCUCUUCUUUCCCCUCCCUCACAUCCCUCUCCCCACCUGCUCUGGAGGAAACCACAGUCAGCCUCAUCACUAGGGUAGCUCAUCAGGGUCGUGUUUCCAUUUUUUGGGAAAUGGCUUACCUGAGACAUGAAGGAAGAAACCAGUAGAACUACCAUUGUGCUAUGGGGAGACCAAGUCUCAGAGAACUGGGGCAAGGUCAGACAGCCAGGAAGCACAAGCACUGUCUUAAACCCAAUUCUCUCGUGCCAUGUCCUGGGCUCUUAUAAAAUAAAGCUGUUUGCAACAGGGCAGAUGUUAGGGGCCCUGACUUAGUUGAAGAUGGAAGCUGGGCAUUGUUUCCAGGAGUGGCUGGGCAAAGGGACAAGUACAGAGAUGCAUGCUGCACGGGCACUAGGACCAAGCGGAUGGGGCGCCCAGGCAGCCACCGUGGAGGCUGCUGCAGUGGUGGCUGCUGCUCCCUGUGCGCUCUUUAACGCUGGGCUCCAGGAGGCUGUCCACUCCCCAGCUCGCAUUUCCUGCUCUGCUUCUCCCACUGCUUUCCCUUUCUUUCCUGCCUCGCAAGUAGAAGGUGAGAAAGCAGAGGACACAGGGAAAGUUUCUCUCUCUGACUAAUACUGUCUUGAGAAAGGGAGGCUCCUGCUUCCCCCACCCCCCAACCCCAUGCCCCUUUGUUUGCUCUUUCUUUUCCUCCUGCACUUUCUUCCUGAGUCUUAUUGGUGGCCGUGCUUUACCGGUGAAUAUCCUCUCCAGGAGUGGGUGCAGGGCCGGAGAAGCUCUUAGGCCACUGGCUGCCUCGCUGGCCCUCAGGUGCCCAGAGUGCCUCAAGCUUAACCCCCUGAAGCUUACCUCUUCAGCACUUUGGGCCAGGUAGAGCCCACUUCUGCCACCCACCAGCCGGGUAUCACGUAACCCUUUGAGCCCUGGCUUAUCAGACAAUAAUCAGUGCUACUCUAAGGGCUUUGUAUGUGUCACCCAUUUAACCCUCAAAGAUGCUGUGAGGUUAGUCCUGCAACCCACAUUUUACAGUUGGCGUGACUAAGGAGGCACAGACAGCAAGUGGCAGAGCUGGGAUCUGAACUCCAGUAGUCCGGAUCCUGAGUCUACCAAGUCUUAGUCAUGCUUAAUGCCGGUGCAGCUGACGAUAGCCCUGCGUGUGGUGGGCACUAGCCUGUUUGCCCUGGCAGUGCUAGGUGGCAUCCUGGCAGCCUAUGUGACAGGCUACCAGUUCAUCCACACGGAAAAGCACUACCUGUCCUUCGGCCUGUACGGUGCCAUCCUGGGCCUGCACCUGCUCAUUCAGAGCCUGUUCGCCUUCCUGGAGCACCGGCGCAUGCGGCGGGCUGGCCAGGCCCUGAAGCUGCCCUCCCCACGGCGGGGCUCGGUGGCACUGUGCAUUGCCGCAUACCAGGAGGACCCUGACUACCUGCGCAAGUGCCUGCGCUCAGCCCAGCGCAUCUCCUUCCCUGACCUCAAGGUGGUCAUGGUGGUGGAUGGCAACCGCCAGGAGGACGCCUACAUGCUGGACAUCUUCCAUGAGGUGCUGGGUGGCACUGAGCAGGCCGGCUUCUUUGUGUGGCGCAGCAACUACCAUGAGGCGGGCGAGGGUGAGACGGAGGCCAGCCUGCGGGAGGGCAUGGACCGCGUGCGGGACGUGGUACGGGCCAGCACCUUCUCGUGCAUCAUGCAGAAGUGGGGAGGCAAGCGCGAGGUCAUGUACACGGCAUUCAAGGCCCUCGGCGAUUCGGUGGACUACAUCCAGGUGUGCGACUCUGACACCGUGCUGGAUCCAGCCUGCACCAUCGAGAUGCUUCGAGUCCUGGAGGAGGAUCCCCAAGUAGGGGGAGUCGGGGGAGAUGUCCAAAUCCUGAACAAGUACGACUCGUGGAUUUCCUUCCUGAGCAGCGUGCGGUACUGGAUGGCCUUCAACGUAGAGCGGGCCUGCCAGUCCUACUUUGGUUGCGUGCAGUGUAUUAGUGGGCCCUUGGGCAUGUACCGCAACAGUCUCCUCCAGCAGUUCCUGGAGGACUGGUACCAUCAGAAGUUCCUAGGCAGCAAGUGCAGCUUCGGGGAUGACCGGCACCUCACCAACCGAGUCCUGAGCCUUGGCUACCGAACUAAGUAUACCGCACGCUCCAAAUGCCUCACAGAGACCCCCACUAAGUACCUCCGGUGGCUCAACCAGCAAACCCGCUGGAGCAAGUCUUACUUUCGGGAGUGGCUCUACAACUCUCUGUGGUUCCAUAAGCAUCACCUCUGGAUGACCUACGAGUCAGUGGUCACGGGUUUCUUCCCCUUCUUCCUCAUUGCCACUGUCAUACAGCUUUUCUACCGUGGCCGCAUCUGGAACAUUCUCCUCUUCCUGCUGACAGUGCAGCUGGUAGGCAUCAUCAAGGCCACCUACGCCUGCUUCCUUCGGGGCAAUGCAGAGAUGAUCUUUAUGUCCCUCUACUCCCUCCUCUAUAUGUCCAGCCUCCUGCCAGCCAAGAUCUUUGCCAUUGCUACCAUCAACAAGUCUGGCUGGGGCACUUCUGGCCGAAAAACCAUUGUGGUGAACUUCAUUGGCCUCAUCCCUGUGUCCAUCUGGGUGGCAGUUCUCCUGGGAGGGCUGGCCUAUACAGCUUAUUGCCAGGACCUGUUCAGUGAGACGGAGCUAGCCUUUCUUGUCUCUGGAGCCAUCCUGUAUGGCUGCUACUGGGUGGCCCUCCUCAUGCUGUAUCUGGCCAUCAUUGCCCGGCGGUGUGGGAAGAAGCCAGAGCAAUAUGGCUUGGCUUUUGCUGAGGUGUGACAUGACCCCCAAGCAGAGCGGGUAAAGUGCAAUGGGUAAGGGAGGGAAGGGGAACAGAAGAAGAAAAGAUGGGGUGGGAGGGAGGAGGGAGUGCUGUGUUUUCGUCUCUUAAUGGUCCAAAGGACAAAUCUAAAAUGCAAAGAAUGGUGACGUAGUGUGGCCUGGAAGCUCUGCUUAGAGGAGGCAGCACUGAUCCCCAGGUGCAGGGCAGGAGCGGCUUCUGCGUUUCCAGGCUGCCUGUCUGCUUGCAUCUACACAUAGGCAGUAGCCUCCCCCUGGGCUCCAGAGGGCACUCAGAAGUGUGCUAAGCCAAGUAAGUCCCAUUUAGUGGCAGCUUGUGAUAGGUACCUGAGUAAUGGCAACCUGUGGAAAGAGGUUCUCCCAGCCCAUCUGAACACAACCAGAGGUGGCAGGAGAACUUCUACUCAGCGAGCUGGGCUGGUUAGUGUAUGUUACCCCCACCCCACCCCUAAGUAGUCAUCAAUGCAAUAAGAUUGCGCCUGAGAUACAAGGCCCAGAAGCCUGAUCUUUGGGCAUCAGAAAACAGGGUCCAGGACUGGUGCUUUAUGUGAGAUACUCCACUCCACAUCAACAUUCCAGGGAUGAGCCAAACCAGCAGGGAGUUAGCACUGAACUGCUUUUAAAAGUGUACACUGAAAAGGAAAGCUUGCCAGGAGGAACAAAGAUUGUGGUGGUGCUAAAGGAGGCCAUAAGCUAUAUGGAGGCCUUGGGUGUUCCACCUGGAAAUUGCUCAGACGUCUAGAUGGGCUCUUAGCUUGUCUGUGAUCUCUGCUGGGGAGAUAAAAAGAUUAAGCCCCAACAUGUUCAGAAAAAAAAGUGAAGUCUUGGUAUUUUAACCUGUACACUCUGAAUUCCUCUCAAAUUCAGCUCUGAUCUGAGGCUAAGACACUCACUUCACUUUCUUCUUCAAAGGCAGUUUUUGAGGUAUAACAGCAGUCACCUCUUCUACUGUCAUCAUGGGUAAGUUUUUCAAGGUAGCAACUGGAGCAGAGCCCAGGCUCUUACAGAAUCUACACAGGAGGCAGGCCUGUUCUCGGAACAUAUGGGAACUAUGAGGAGCCUCUGAUCAAAUUGGCUACAAUCUUGUAGCUGCUUGGACAGAUUCCUUGGCAGUUGGGUUAGCAUGUGUGACGUUCAGGCUACUGUUCUUGACAAUCAUCUCCAAUGGAAAGCUUUUCAGUGUUCCCAAAGUGAACUCUCAAAUCCAAAAUGGUUAUCUUGAAGACCAUCCAUUCUCAGUGGCUUCUCCAGGAAAUUCUUACAGCCAAGUUGUGACAGUCACUGCAUUGCUUGCUUCUUUCCAGAAACCAAACUAGGAGAUGGAACUGGUUCCUGCAUCCUAAGGUUCUUGCUUUCUCUCUUCUGUGGCUGUUUUCCCUCUGCUGCUUUUGGGGAAUGAGGGGAAGCCAUAUUCCAGUGACUUGCAAUUCCAUGCUGUUCUCAGCUUUUGAGUUUAAAACCUGGGAUCCUAAGCCUUUGACUUAGAGGUUGCUUGCUUGCCCUCCAAAUGUCGUUUCUGAGGGGCCAGCUAGCCCGUGCAGAACCAGCACUAACGUGGACAGCAGCAGAGAGGGCAAGCUUCUAGUGUACCGAGGUGCUUCCUACAAAGACGCAAAGUGUGCUCUGAGCCACAGAUGAGCAAACUCUGGUGCUUUCCUUCAUCUCCCAUGAACUCAAGCGUUUUCCAGGUGUAGCCAACAGCUGCCACAUCACACAGACUUUGAGUUUCUGCUAAGACUGGUGGUUGACAUAGGACCCAACCCAUGAAAGCUGGAAGGCAGCAUGCAUUUGCUAAGGCAGCUGCUCCAGGCAAUCGUUCUGCUGGCCAAGAAGUAAACUAUUUUGAGCAUUAGAAUGGAGGAAAUCCGGUCAACCAAGUGCAGAGUUCAGACUUCACUAAGGGCUUGUUUUUCUUCAGCAUUUACUUGAAGAUUAAUGUAGGAUGACAGGCUCUCCUGGCUGUCCUACCGUCAGCUCUGUCUUGCACUGUGGUCAUCAACUUUCCUCAAAUCAAAAAUAGGCAGGUACAGGUAGUGGGCUAACAACAUUUGACCUCGACUGGUUUUUCUAAGUUAUUUUGUGUAUUUUUCAGCAGCAAAACCAAACUGGGUCUUCAGCUUUAUUCCCGUUUCUGGCAAGGGAAGAGCCUUUAUACAAUUGGACGCAUUUUGGUUUUUCCUCACUGAGAAUUCUAAUCCUGUUUUGUAUUGUUUUUACAGUAAUUUGUAAACAUAUUUAUUUUUACCUGCUUUUUUUUUUUUUUUUUUUAAACUUUUCAGGUCAAGUUUUUUAUACUGCACUUACUUGUCAAAAUAAAGAUUCUCACAUAUGCUGGUUA
This is a messenger RNA of Sapajus apella (tufted capuchin), 6566 nucleotides long. It is a transcript of the gene HAS3, whose product is annotated as hyaluronan synthase 3. The transcript is spliced from 4 exons. Gene Ontology annotation, biological process: hyaluronan biosynthetic process; extracellular matrix assembly. The record is from RefSeq and is a predicted model, not a curated record. Gene Ontology annotation, molecular function: hyaluronan synthase activity. Bases 2546 to 4207 code for a protein of 553 amino acids. NCBI's taxonomy places the organism in Eukaryota, Metazoa, Chordata, Mammalia, Primates, Cebidae.